Molecule: messenger RNA, 399 nt
Organism: Kwoniella mangroviensis CBS 8507
Lineage: Eukaryota; Fungi; Basidiomycota; Tremellomycetes; Tremellales; Cryptococcaceae
Exons: 1
Coding region: 1-399 (132 amino acids)
Source: RefSeq, a predicted model, not a curated record
AUGGAGUCAAGCCGAUCUGGGGACAGUGACAGUCCCCGUGAAUGUUCAUCUAUCUUUGACAUUUUCGAACAAUCUUGUCCUACAAACCAUGAUCAGAUAAGCUCCCUUGAAAGAGGAAACCAAAAUCAUCAGAAAGCGAAAUUGGAUGUUCACACAAUUCCUGAUAGCGAUGAAGAUUGUGAUACUAAUAGAGUUCAAAUUUACCCUUCUACCUCCCACCAGCAUCAUGCCCUUACACUACCAAAUUCCGAUACAGCUUCCCUUUCGACAACGGAUGGAUCUUAUCUUAUCAUGAAGAGGCACAAUUCUCUGACUUCUUUUGCUCCCUAUCUAUCCAAAUUGUUAGAACUCCAUCCGAACGAAUCCAAUGUGGCAGUCCAAGUUGUUUCGAUCACGUAA